AUGAAAAAUAAUAAACUGGGGUUUGGUACUUUAGCUAUCCAUUCAGGAUCUGGUACAGAUCCUCAAACAGGGGCUGUUAUCUCACCUAUUUACUUAUCUACAACAUUUGCUCAAUUAUCCCCAGGAAAUCCAGUUUCGAAAUAUGAAUAUUCACGCUCAGGAAAUCCAACUCGAGAAAAUUUUGAAGAAGCUAUUAAAACACUUGAGAAUGCAAAAUAUGCAUUAGCGUUUUCUUCUGGAUGUGCAGCUUUAAUGACUAUUUUUCAUAUUUUAUCUCCAGGAAGUCAUGCAAUUUCUGCCAUGGAUGUUUAUGGUGGUACACAUCGUUAUCUUACAAAAAUUGCGUCAACAUAUGGUAUAGAAGUCACUUUUGCAGAUUUAAAAGACGAGAAAUCUCUUAAUUUGUAUAUUAGACCAGAAACAAAAUUAUUGUGGAUUGAAACACCAAGUAAUCCAACACUUUCAGUAAUUGAUAUUUUUUUUAUUUCAAAGUUGGCACAUCAACAUAACAUUAUUGUCGUUAUAGAUAAUACAUUUCUUUCGCCUUAUUUAUGCAAUCCUCUGGAUCAUGGUGCAGAUAUUGUGCUACAUUCUGCAACUAAAUAUAUUAAUGGACAUAGCGAUGUAAUUUUAGGAGUUAUUGCUUUGAAUUCCGACGUUUUAUAUACGAAGUUUAAAUUUCUACAGAAUGCUAUUGGAGCUGUUCCAAGUCCUUUUGAUUGUUGGCUUGCACAAAGGGGAUUAAAAACGCUUCAUCUUCGUUAUAAACAAUGUUGCAUCAAUGCUUUAGCAAUUGCUAAAGCUCUGGAAAAACAUGAAUUAGUUAUUCAAGUAUUUUAUCCAGGGCUCGAAUCUUAUCCUCAAAGAAAAAUUGUUGAAAAACAGCAUAGAAAUGGUUUAGGUGGGGGAAUGGUAAGCUUUCGAAUAAAAGGAGGAUCUACAGCAGCUGAAAAAUUUUGUCAAUCUACAAAACUAUUUUGUCUUGCAGAAAGUUUGGGAGCAAUUGAAAGUUUAUGUGAAAUUCCCGCUUUGAUGACUCAUUCUGGGAUAUCAAAAGAAGAAAGAGAAAAAAUAGGCAUAUAUGAUGAUUUAAUUCGUUUAAGUGUUGGAUGUGAAGAAGAAGAAGAUCUUGUUAAUGAUAUAUCACAAGCAUUGGAAAAAUCCUCUAUAUAUAAUAUUUAA
Molecule: messenger RNA, 1182 nt
Organism: Pneumocystis murina B123
Lineage: Eukaryota; Fungi; Ascomycota; Pneumocystomycetes; Pneumocystales; Pneumocystaceae
Exons: 3
Coding region: 1-1182 (393 amino acids)
Biological process (GO): transsulfuration
Cellular component (GO): cytoplasm
Molecular function (GO): pyridoxal phosphate binding; cystathionine gamma-lyase activity
Source: RefSeq, a predicted model, not a curated record